Messenger RNA from Striga asiatica, 4056 nucleotides. NCBI's taxonomy places the organism in Eukaryota, Viridiplantae, Streptophyta, Magnoliopsida, Lamiales, Orobanchaceae. The record is from the annotation of a GenBank genome assembly.
AGAAAGCUGGAUUUGCGAAAAUGGUGCCAACAGAUAAACUUCCUUUUCCAAAAAUGUUGCAAGCGGAAGUGUAAAACCUAUAACCAUCACGCUGUAAGGAGCAAAAAUGUUUUCGACCCCUUCUAAGAAAUCCUCAUUCAGUGCCCGCAACAAUGUCGCUAACCGGAGAGACGACGAUUCCACUCCGGCGGCCGGCAACCGGAGACCACUGCUCGACAGCCCAGCCGUCCCAAACCGUCCCGCCAGUGGGACCCCCGCCCCUUGGUUCUCUCGCCCUUCCGUCCUCGCUAGAAUCUCGCUGGCCAAGGGAAGUUUCAGUGGAUAUGACGUAGAUGCUGUCGAACCUGUAUAUGUUGGGGAGUUCCCUCAAGUUUUAGGUAUCGCACAGAUGACAGUUCAGAAUUAUUGUCAUGCUGAUGCAUCUAUCUCUGGUGGAAUGGACAAGGAGACAUCCCUAGCAUGGAUCAUAUGUGGAAACGGUCUCUUUAUCUGGGGCUUCUUAUCAUCUGCUGCAUCAAGAAAAUGUAUCAACAUUGACCUAAUGUCUGUUAAAGAAGAAAUUGGUGAUGUGACCAGCAACUCAUAUUUACCUAACAAUUGGUUAGUCCGUUUUGUCAACUGGGACAGCUUGAAGAAAGCUGGUAGCAUCACUGUCCAACAGCUCAAUUCUGCUGGGAUUAUAUUGUGUAACAAAAAAACUGGUGAUCUACUUUUCUGGCCAGAUAUCUCAAAUGCUGAUGGGAUGCUUCCAUUCACGUCUCGUGCCUUUUCUGAUAAGCAUGGCAAUAAUGCUGCAAAAUCAUUUUAUAUUAACUCUUUGAUAACUUCACCUGUCUCGUCUACCAACAAAAGUUGUAUUGCACUUGCAUGUAGUUCUAAUGGUGAACUUUGGAGAUUCUUCUGUAGCCCUUCUGGUAUUCAGCUUGAACAGAUUGAGCAUGGCAUGUCAAAUAAAUUAUCUGAAGGAAAUGAUAACGGUUCAUCUGUGGCAAGUAAAGGCUUUCCUGGGUCACUGAUUUGGCAGUUUUCUAGUCAUUCAUCGGAGGACACUACAAAACAGUUUCUUCUGCUAACUAAUCACGAGAUACAGUGCUAUGCAGUAAAGCUUUCCUCUGAUUUAGAUGUGGUAAAGCUUUGGACUCAUGAAAUCUCCGGCUUUGAUGGUGAUUUGGAUAUACAGAAAAACCUUGCUGGCGAAAAGAGGAUUUGGCCCCUUGAUUUGGCUGUUGAUAGCGUUGGCAAGGUAAUAACUGUUCUAAUUGCCAUCAUUUGCAAGGAUCGGGUGACCAGUUCAAGCUACAGUGAGUAUUCCCUUCUAACCAUGCGAUACAGAUCUGGAGUAGAUACAGCGAAGCCAAUAGGGAAACAGAUUAUUAUACCUAAAGCUAGAGUAGAGGAUGAGGAAUUUUUGUUCUCAAUGAGGUUAAAGGUAGGUGGAAAGCCGGCUGGUUCUGCUAUUAUACUCUCAGGUGAUGGUACUGCAACAGUUUCCUACUGUUGGAGAAAAUUCACCAAGCUCUACCAGUUUGAUUUGCCCAAUGAUGCUGGAACAGUUCUUGAUGCUUCAGUAAUCCCUUCCCUUGAGGAAAGUGAAGUUGGAACUUGGGUUGUGCUCACUGAGAAAGCUGGAGUUUGGGCUAUACCUGAGAGGGCAGUUUUACCUGAAAGUGAUAGGCAACGAGCGGGUUUAACCAGAGGUGCACGUCGUGACCCUCAAGACGAGGAAUCGGAAUAUUUACUAAGCCAGUUUUUCGAUGAGUUUCUCUUGUCUGGACAGGUUGAUGGUGUCCUUGAUGAAUUGAAAAAUUCAAGGGCUUUUGAAAGAGAGGGAGAGAGAAAUGUAUUUGCCAGGAUGAGCAAAUCAAUUGUUGACACCUUAGCUAAACACUGGAUGACAACCGGGGGAUCUGAGAUUGCUCUAUCUGUUGUGUCCACUCAACUAGUUGAUAAGCAACAAAAGCAUCAGAGGUUUCUUCAGUUCCUUGCUUUGUCCAAAUGCCAUGAGGAAUUGUGUGACCGACAGAGACAAUCUAUGCAAAUUAUCAUGGAACAUGGGGAAAAGCUUGCCAGCAUUAUUCAACUGACAGAACUUCUAAAUGCAAUUAGCCAUGCUACCGAGUCUGGGGUUGGCUCCUAUUAUGACUCAGAUGCUCGGACUUCUGGAGCUUUAUGGGAUCUUAUCCAGUUAGUUGGUGAGAGGGCCCGCCGGAACACAGUUCUUUUGAUGGAUAGGGAUAAUGCUGAAGUUUUCUAUAGUAAGGUCUCAGAGCUCGAGGAACUAUUUCAUUGCUUAGCGGGAAACAUAGAACAUAUCAUCACCCAAAAUAUGCCUAUUAUUCUGCAAUCUCAAAGAGCUUGUGAACUUGCAAAUGCAUGUGUUACAAUCUUCCGUACAGCCAUUGACUAUGGGGCUGAUCACCACUUGUUGUACCCUCCACCCGAGGGCUUGACACCGUGGUAUUCAAAUUUUGUUGUGUGGAGUGGGCUGUGGAAUAUUGCAUCAUUCAUGCUUCAAUUGCUUAGUGGAACAGAACGGCUUAAAGUUUCUGUCGUACUUGAUUUUUACUCGAAUCUUGUAGUACUCUCAGAAAUACUACUCGAAUCAUAUUCUAAUGCUAUCACAGCAAAAGUCGUUCGGAAAGAAGAUCAUCGAAGUCUGUUGGAGGAGUACUCAAAAUGUAGAGAUACCCUUCUCGGCUCCCUUUAUAAGCAAGUGAAGGAUUUCAUACAGGCGAAAUUACAGGAUUCACCUGAGGAAAAUGAGGAAUUGAAUAAGGAUACUCUGAUGACAUUUUCUUCAAAGUUAUUGUCAAUUGCAAGACGUCAUGAGGGUUAUCAGACUAUGUGGAACAUAUGCUGUGACCGCAAUGAUUUCAAUCUCCUCCAGAGUCUCAUGCAUGAAAACAUCGGACCAAAAGGAGGGUUCAGUUUCUUUGUAUUCAAACAACUCUAUGAUAGCAAACAAUUCUCAAAACUAAUGCGGCUGGGUGAAGAGUUUCGUGACGAGCUUGCUACAUUUCUGAGGCAGCAUCCCAAUCUUCGUUGGCUUCACGAAUUGUUUCUUCGUCAAUUUUCCUCAGCUUCUGAAACUUUACAUGCAUUAUCUAAUUUCUCUCUUCCUAAGGAUAACAGAUCAGUUUCAGAUACUGAUGAGACUGAACCUACUGGCCCACUACCUAAAUUAACUUUGGCUAGGAGAAAGCAUUUUUUGAAUCUCGCAAAACUGUCAGCAAUGGCAGGAAGAGAAGCUGGCUACGAGUUAAAGGUGAAGCGUAUUAAAGCUGAUUUGAAUUUUCUACAAGUACAGGAAGAAAUAAUGAGGCUUCUACACGAUGAUGAUGAGGACAAGCAAUUUAUGGUGCAGCAGCUUCUUGAUCCACUGGAGCUCAUCCGAAUGUGUCUUAGAAUCAAGAAGCGGGAGCUUUCGUUGCGACCCUUCGAUAUAUUCUCGUGGAUGAGUGUGUCCUUUCUCAGAAGCAACACUUUUAUUUUACAGGAGUGCUGGAGAAAUGUUGCAAGUCAAGAUGAUUGGGAGAGACUGUAUGGCUUGUCCAUGACUGAGGGCUGGAGUGACGAUAGAACCUCUGAGGUUCUCGAGCAAACUGCACUUUUCCAUGCUGCCAGAAAAUGUUAUGGGCCCCGCUCAAAAAAAUUUAAUGUGAAAUUCGAUGAGAUGCUCCCGUUGAGGAAGGGAAGUAAUGUAAUAGGCUUGUCUGUGGAAGAAGUCAUGAUAGAGCACAAGGAUUAUCCAGAUGCGGGCAAGCUGAUGCUGACCGCUAUCCUGCUCGGGAGUGUUUGACAAAGGGCUUGAUAUCAUGGAGUGAAGAUAGUUUGUGUCACAGGUUGUCGUCUUGGUUCUUGUGCCAGAAGUUGGAUUUGGGCUUUUUUGAUACUCAACUUUUGCAGAUUGAGAUGGCUAUUGAUAGUGGUUGGGUGUAAGGUUUGUGUGUACAACACCGAAGGAGAAAAAAAUGAAAAAUAUUUUACCCUUUUCAGUCUGAAAUUUCUGGUUCUAUAAAAAAGUUUGAUAUGAUUAAACAUAGGGCGAAUUUAUUU